Hydra vulgaris (swiftwater hydra) is the source of this 359-nucleotide messenger RNA. RefSeq names its product stress-associated endoplasmic reticulum protein 2. Gene Ontology annotation, biological process: endoplasmic reticulum unfolded protein response. NCBI's taxonomy places the organism in Eukaryota, Metazoa, Cnidaria, Hydrozoa, Anthoathecata, Hydridae. Gene Ontology annotation, cellular component: endoplasmic reticulum. The record is from RefSeq and is a predicted model, not a curated record.
AAAAUUGCAGUUAAUGUACGCAACUUCCUUUUUCAAUUUAACACAAAUUGUUGAAGGUUUUUAUUUUAUUUAAAAAAAAAAUAAAGUAAAAAUCUACCAUACUUCAUUUGCAUAAUAAUAUGGCACCAAAACAAAGAAUGCGUGUUGCUAAUGAGAAGCAUAGCCAAAAUGUCACAAUGAGAGGAAAUGUUCCAAAAACCAUGAACCCAAAAGAUGAAAAAUAUGCAGUUGGACCAUAUCUCUUAGGGCUAUUCCUUUUUGUUGUUUGUGGCUCAGCUGUUUUUCAAAUAAUACAGAGUAUUCGAUAUGGAAUGUAAUGUCGUCAAAAUUGGUUUAUAAAGAAAUUUUAAAAAUAUUUA